This is a messenger RNA of Neltuma alba, 2671 nucleotides long. RefSeq names its product ent-copalyl diphosphate synthase, chloroplastic. The transcript has 11 exons. Gene Ontology annotation, biological process: gibberellin biosynthetic process. Bases 28 to 1968 code for a protein of 646 amino acids. Gene Ontology annotation, molecular function: terpene synthase activity; magnesium ion binding. Lineage: Eukaryota; Viridiplantae; Streptophyta; Magnoliopsida; Fabales; Fabaceae. Gene Ontology annotation, cellular component: chloroplast. The record is from RefSeq and is a predicted model, not a curated record.
AAGGCUAUCAGAUGGAUAUUGGGUUCCAUGGAUGAUGGUGACAUCAACAUAUCUGCUUACGACACAGCAUGGGUUGCUCUUGUUCAAGAUGUUAAGGGAAGUGGUGUCCCACAAUUCCCUUCCAGUCUCGAAUGGAUAGUGAACAACCAGCUUCCUGAUGGUUCAUGGGGUGAUCAUCAAGUUUUCUCUGCUCACGAUAGAAUCAUAAAUACGUUAGCUUGUGUUAUUGCACUAAAAACAUGGAAUAUACAUCCUGAAAAGUGCGAGAAAGGGCUGGCAUUUUUCAGAGAAAACAUCGGCAAGCUCGAGGAUGAGAAUGCCGAGCACACAACAAUUGGUUUUGAGGUUGCUUUCCCGUCACUUCUGGAUAUAGCCCGUGAUCUGAACAUUGAAGUGCCAGAUGAUUCUCCAGUCCUGAAGCAAAUCUUGGCAAUGAGAAAUGUAAAGCUGACCAGAAUACCAAGGGAGAUGAUGCAUAAAGUGCCCACAACACUGCUUCAUAGCUUGGAGGGCAUGUCAGGAUUGGAUUGGAAGCAGCUUCUAAAAUUGCAGUGUAAAGAUGGGUCUUUCUUGUUUUCUCCCUCCUCCACUGCCUUCGCUCUUAUGCAGACUCAUGAUCAAAAUUGCCUCAACUACUUGAAUAAAGUAAUCACUAAGUUCAAUGGCGGAGUUCCAAACGUGUACCCAGUGGAUUUGUUCGAACAUAUUUGGGUCGUUGAUAGGCUGGAGCGCCUCGGAAUAUCCAGAUUUUUUAAGCAAGAAGUAGAGGACUGUGUCAGCUAUGUUCAUAGGUAUUGGACUGAUAAGGGCAUUUGUUGGGCUAGAAAUUCAAACGUUCAGGAUAUUGAUGACACGGCAAUGGGAUUCCGAAUGCUAAGAUUGCAUGGCCGAGAAGUUUCAGCUUAUGUGUUUAAGAACUUUGAGAGAAAUGGUGAGUUCUUCUGCAUUGCUGGGCAGUCAACACAAGCGGUUACAGGAAUGUUCAAUUUGUAUAGGGCUAGUCAAGUAGGGUUUCCAGGAGAGAAGAUACUGGAGGAUGCAAAGAAGUUCUCAGCCAAAUUUCUGAGUGAGAAAAGAGCAGCAAAUGAGCUCAUAGACAAAUGGAUCAUCAUGAAGAACUUACCUGGAGAGGUGGCUUAUGCAUUGGACAUGCCAUGGUAUGCAAGCCUACCUCGAAUAGAGACAAGGUUUUAUAUUGAUCAAUAUGGUGGUGACACUGACGUCUGGAUUGGCAAAACUCUUUAUCGGAUGGGGAAGGUGAGUAAUAACAAUUAUCUUGAGCUAGCAAAGUUAGAUUACAACAACUGCCAAGAACUGCAUCAGACAGAAUGGAGGAAUAUUCAACAGUGGUACUCAGAAUGCAGACUGGGAGAGUUUGGAUUGAACAGAAGAUCUCUUCUGAUUGCUUAUUUUGUGGCAGCAUCCAGCAUAUUUGAGCCCGAAAGGUCUUCAGAGCGAAUUGCAUGGGCCAAAACAGUAGCCUUGGUCGAUACCAUCACAACUUAUGUUAGUGAUGAAGAAAUGAGGAAUGCUUUUUUGGAGAAAUUCUACUACUACAUCAAUGGAGGAGGAGACUUCUCUAUUGGCUGGAGGUUGAAUAGGUACAAAACAGGGCAGGGACUAGUGGAGGCUUUGGUUGGAACCAUAGAUCAACUCUCUUGGGAAACUCUUCUAUCUCAUGGUCAUAAAAUUGGCCGUGACGUGCAACACAGUUGGCAAAAGUGGCUUUCAAGUUGGCAUGGUGGAGGAGACAACAGGGAAGGACAAGCAGAGCUUUUGGUGCAAAUAAUUAACCUAAGCGCAGGCCACAGAAUAUCAGAGGAACCACUGUUCGAUCAUCAAUACCAGCAUCUACUUCAUCUCACAAAUACUGUAUGUUACAGACUCCGAUGUCAUCAAAAGGACAAGGUCAGUGACAGAGUAAGCAUUAUGCCUCAAGACAAAUGCUACUUUCCAAGUCCUCUUUAACUCAUUCUUUUUACUUUCCCCGAUUUCUACAGCCAAAAAAACACAAGCUUGUGUUUCUAUUUCUAGUGCCUAUUAACUCUACUUGCUCACACAUUGCUAUUUGAAUUAUUAGUAAAGUGAACUCAGCAUCUUUAAAGUAAAGAGAUUGCAGCAAUUGCCAUUAGUGCACUAUCUUCAGCUUUCACCAACCCAUAAUUGAACCUUCCUCGUGAACACAAUAAAAGCACUUGUGUCAAUCAAAGGAUGAGGUGUUCAGCAUAAGUACUGCGUCAUCUUUCAAAUAAUAUUUCGUCUUUUAGUAUAGCUGUCCAUCUUUCCGUCUUCAAAAGUUUGGUGAACUCAAUUAUAUCCCACCUUGCCAAGAAAAUGCAGGAAAGAGAAGGAAAAUAAGAACUUUCUUUUCCCAUUUUCAUUUUCUGAAGUUUUCCUUUGGUUCCGAACCCUUCAGGCCCACGAGACUGGAAGUAGCAGUACGAAGUACAGCAUCAGCACCACAGAAACAGAGGCAAAGAUGCAAGAACUUGUGCAAAUGGUGCUUCAAAAAUCUUCUAGUGACAUUGAUUCCAAUAUCAAGAACACUUUCCUCACAGUAGCCAAUAGUUUUUACUACGAAGCUUUCUGCGAUGAAAGAACUAUCAACUUCCACAUUGCCAAAGUUCUCUUUGAGAAAGUCAUUUAAUCAUUUGUCUGUCGCCUGCCAUGA